CACCUCCGCCACUUGAACAUGGCCACAGCCGCCGUGUCGCUUCUUCAAUUUACUCGAAUUCCUCGACACUUCUCUCUUUUUCCUUUACUCGUUCCUCGUAGCUUGUCUUCUCUUAGCUUUAGACGCAGCUGCAAACCUCGGCUCUGCUCCAGUCUCUUCUGCGCGGAUUCGAGACGGCAUUUUGCAGUUACUGCUUCUAGCUCGUCAGACCAGAAUAGUCACGUUGCAGCAGUUGAAGAAACAUAUGACGUGAUAGUGGUUGGAGGUGGCCAUGCAGGCUGUGAAGCUGCACUUGCCUCUGCUCGUUUAGGGGCAAAAACUCUUCUUUUAACACUGAAUAUUGAUCGAAUCGCAUGGCAGCCCUGCAACCCAGCAGUUGGUGGACCUGCAAAGUCUCAACUAGUACAUGAAGUGGAUGCAUUAGGUGGUGAAAUUGGAAAGAUUGCUGAUAGGUGUUAUCUACAAAAGCGUAUUCUUAACAUCUCUAGAGGCCCUGCUGUUAGAGCAUUGCGUGCUCAAACUGAUAAGAGAGAAUAUGCUAUCGAGAUGAAACAUGUUGUAGAGAGCACUCCCAACUUGUCUAUUAGGGAGGCGAUGGUAACAGAUCUUUUGCUGGGAACAAACGAUAAUGUCAAAGGUGUUUGCACAUUUUUUGGGAUGAACUUCUAUUCACAUUCUGUUGUUCUUACAACUGGCACUUUCAUGAGUGGAAAAGUUUGGGUUGGCAGAACUUCUAUGCCUGCAGGAAGAGCUGGCGAAGCAGCUUCAUAUGGUCUUACAGAAAAUUUGCAGUCACUUGGAUUUGAAUCUGACCGGUUAAAAACUGGGACACCUGCACGUGUUGACUCACGCACUGUGGAUUUCUCUCUUUUGGAGCCUCAGCACGGAGAUGAAGAGGUGAACUGGUUUAGUUUUGAUCCUGAGUACCAUAUUGAACGGGAACAGAUGUGUUGCUAUCUAACCCGUACGACAAAAGUGACUCAUCAACUAAUAAAAGAUAACUUACAUGAGACUCCCACUUAUGGAGGAUGGGUGGAAGCCAAGGGACCUCGAUAUUGCCCCUCAAUUGAGGACAAGAUCGUGAGAUUCCACGAUAAAGACUCCCAUCAAAUUUUUCUUGAACCAGAGGGUCGAAGUGUACCUGAUCUCUAUGUGCAGGGUUUCUCAACUGGCUUACCUGAAAGAUUACAGCUACCACUAUUGAGAACUUUACCAGGAUUGGAGAAUUGUUCCAUGCUGAGGCCAGCAUAUGCUGUAGAGUAUGAUUACUUACCUGCGCAUCAGUGUUCCAGGUCACUUAUGACAAAGAAGAUCGAAGGACUUUUUUUCUCUGGUCAAAUAAAUGGAACAACAGGUUAUGAAGAAGCUGCUGCUCAGGGAAUUAUUUCUGGAAUAAAUGCUGCUAGGCAUUCAGACGGGAAACCCCUCAUUGUUCUUGAGAGGGAAAGCAGUUAUAUAGGUACCCUGAUUGAUGAUCUGGUCACGAAAGAUCUUCGAGAGCCUUACCGUGUGCUGACAAGCCGUUCAGAAUAUCGGUUGCUUCUUCGAUCAGAUAAUGCUGACAGCCGUCUCACGCCUUUAGGUCGUGAAAUUGGUUUGAUAGAUGACAGAAGGUGGACAGCAUACCAGGACAAGCAAGCUCGAAUCUCAGAGGAGAAAAAGAGAUUAAAAACUGUUCGGGUUACAAGUGAAGAAUUAGCUGAUGAAAUUACUCUUCUGUCUGGUCAGCCAGUCAAGGAUCAUUCAACACUUGAAAGCCUUCUUAAAAAGCCACAUAUAGAAUACAAAGUGUUUGACAAGCAUGGUUUUGGAAAUGAUGAUCUGUCUAGGAUAGAAAAGGAAUGCAUUGAGAUUGAUAUCAAGUACGAAGGUUUGAUUGCACGCCAACAGAGUCAAUUGCAGCAGAUGGUUCAUCGACAACAUAAACCCCUUCCUGCAGACUUAGAUUAUCAUGCUAUGAAAACUUUGUCGCUUGAAGCACGUGAAAAGCUAUCAAAGGUGAGGCCACAAACAAUCGGUCAGGCAAGCAGAGUUGGCGGGGUUAGCCCUGCUGACAUUACCGCCCUCCUUAUUGUCAUGGAGUCCAACCGCAGGAAAGCUCAAGAACUCAAGACCCACCAAAUCUUGGCUUCUGUCAUUGCUGCCGAUUCUGCAUAAAUCCAUUUUCUGCUGAAAAUCCGUUGUUGAACAAAUUUCAACUUCCGGUGCAACAGUGAAUUUGCAUCCUGUACGUACUGAUAUGAUUUCCUGCUCCUUUUGAAUCGAUGAAUUUUGAUUUUCGGUUGGUUUUGGGCAUCACGGAGAGGACAAGUUAGUAAUUUGACAGGAUUUACAGAUAUCGAAAUACUGAAAUGUGAAUAUAUGUAAUUUUAUUACUUAUAGUAUCCAUCAAUGGAAAUAGCAUGUGUCCUA
Molecule: messenger RNA, 2412 nt
Organism: Cynara cardunculus var. scolymus (artichoke)
Lineage: Eukaryota; Viridiplantae; Streptophyta; Magnoliopsida; Asterales; Asteraceae
Product: tRNA uridine 5-carboxymethylaminomethyl modification enzyme MnmG
Exons: 13
Coding region: 19-2157 (712 amino acids)
Biological process (GO): tRNA wobble uridine modification; tRNA methylation
Molecular function (GO): flavin adenine dinucleotide binding
Source: RefSeq, a predicted model, not a curated record